CCGGAGCCACCUGUCCGGUUGUCGGAUGAUUCGGUAUUGACAUCUUCGCCCCCGCCGCGGCCGAUGAUUACGGACUCGCACAUUAUGCGCCUUGUGACGGAUGGUCGAAUGGAAAUGUUCCCCGCAGUCCCGCCGCCUUCGGCUGACGGAAACGGCGUUGUGAUGCUCUCAUGCUACCAACGUGGACCGCUGUUACCGCCAACGCCACCGCGACCAUCUUCGGGUAGAAAUGAUCGCAUCAUGUGGGAUUCCUGGCAGACACGCCCAGUGCCGCAGUAUCGCGGCAAUCCGGAAACAAAAACGCAGCGAGGGGUGGCGGACUGGCAACAUGUGCCUUUCGCGUGCCCUUUUCUGCGUCCUGUUGUCACUGAUGUCGAUCGUGCUGUGCGGGGUGGCAAUGCGACGCGUUGGUUGCCUACACCUUUUGUCGGUCCGCAGGUCUUUACGGUGAAAGACAAAAGCGCCGGCGGUGUUCUUGUGGAGCAGAAAGAAGCCCCAUCGUCCAGUACAUCAUGA
This is a messenger RNA of Trypanosoma cruzi, 516 nucleotides long. RefSeq lists its product as uncharacterized. The annotation marks the transcript as partial. The transcript has a single exon. The record is from RefSeq and is a predicted model, not a curated record. NCBI's taxonomy places the organism in Eukaryota, Euglenozoa, Kinetoplastea, Trypanosomatida, Trypanosomatidae.